This is a messenger RNA of Quercus robur (English oak), 825 nucleotides long. RefSeq names its product peroxynitrite isomerase Rv2717c. The transcript has 3 exons. Lineage: Eukaryota; Viridiplantae; Streptophyta; Magnoliopsida; Fagales; Fagaceae. The record is from RefSeq and is a predicted model, not a curated record. Bases 76 to 600 code for a protein of 174 amino acids.
ACAAAGGUGGAAAAGCAAAUGUAAAUCCCAAAGCUAUAUCCAAGGAACAGGAGUAGUAAGUCAAGUUGAAGAACAAUGGAGAGCCCAACACCAACACCAACACCAACACCAUCUUCAUCAUCAUCAGCAUCAGCAUCGGCCGUACACCCAGGAAUAGCACCAAUAUCAUAUCUGCUGGGAACAUGGAGAGGCCAAGGAGAAGGUGGUUUUCCCACCAUCAAUUCCUUCUCUUACAUCGAAGAGCUUCAUUUCUCUCACAACUCUUCCAAGCCCGUCAUUGCUUACUCCCAGAAGACUUGGAAACUCCAUUCUGGGGAGCCCAUGCACUCUGAGAGUGGCUAUUGGAGACCCAGACCCGAUGGUACCAUUGAAGUUGUCAUUGCUCAAAGCACUGGCCUUGUUGAAGUCCUGAAAGGGGAAUAUGAUGCAGAAGAAAAAGUCAUAAGGCUUCAAAGUGAGCUUGUGGGCAAUGCUUCUAAGGUGGAAAAGAUAACCCGAGUUUUUCAGUUAAUUGGAGGAGAUCUAUCUUAUGUGGUUCAGAUGGCUACAAAUGCUACUAGUCUUCAACCACAUCUCAAAGCCUCACUCAAGAAAUUGUGAUGCAAACAUGCUUUAGAAAAGUAAAGUGUAUAAAUGAGCAUCAAAAUAAACUCCUAUAUGAAACUGACGCUGAUGGAAAGGUAUAGUUUCCCGUUUGUUCAAAGGAUAGUGAUAUCCAGCUUGGUUUGAAUUUGGGGAUGGACACUUAAAAUUGAGUCUUUAUUAGAAUACAAUUUAGUUCUUCACAAAGUAUAUUUACAUCAAUAAAUUCUGAUUUUUUGCUUA